AUGUCAUAUGGGGAAAUAGGAAUAACACUCAAUGAAUUUCUUGCUCCUCGCUGGCAAAAGAUUCAAGAGGGAAACAUCACCGUUGGAAGAGAGGUUCUCAAGAGUCGUGGUUUAGACUUUGAUAGCAACUUUUUCUGGAUAUCAAUUGCAGCAUUACUUGGUUUCGCAGUAGUAUUUGAUAUCCUAUUUGUAGUAGCAUUAACUUACUUAAAAGAGCCAAAGCAAUCUCGAGCUUUAGUUUCUAAAAAGAGGCCGCCUCAACUAAAAGGAGGAGAAAGAAGCAAUGAAGUGGAAUUAAAAAAUAAGUCAGUAGCAGUUGAUAUUACCCACACAUCAAAGGAAGCUCAAAGCACAGGGAAAAUGGUCUUGCCCUUUUUUCCACUGUCAAUAGCAUUUAAGGAUGCCCAGUAUUUUGUUGACACUCCUCCGGAGAUGAAAAAGCAUGGUUCGAAUGAGAAAAUUUUACAAUUGCUCUGCGAUAUCACGGGAGCAUUUAGGCCAGGAAUCCUUACUGCUUUGAUGGGAGUCAGUGGAGCAGGAAAGACAACACUCAUGGACGUGCUUUCAGAAAGAAAAACUGGAGGUAUCAUUGAAGGAGAUAUAAGAAUUGGAGGGUACCCUAAAGUUCAAAAGACAUUUGCAAGAGUUUCAGGUUACUGUGAGCAGAACGACAUACAUUCUCCAUAUAUAACAGUUGAAGAAUCUGUUCAAUACUCAGCUUGGUUGCGGUUGCCAAGCGAGAUUGAUUCAGCUACAAAAGGGAAAUUUGUUGAAGAAGUCCUUGAAACAAUUGAACUUGAUGAUAUAAAGGAUAACUUAGUUGGUAUCGCUGGUCAAAGUGUCUUAUCUACCGAGCAACGUAAAAGGCUAACUAUAGCAGUAGAGCUUGUAUCCAAUCCUUCAAUAAUUUUUAUGGAUGAACCUACAUCUGGUUUGGAUGCCCGAGCUGCUGCUGUAGUUAUGGGUGCAGUGAAGAAUGUUGUUGGCACUGGUAGGACCACAGUUUGCACCAUACAUCAGCCAAGCAUCGAUAUAUUUGAACCUUUUGAUGAGUUGAUUCUAAUGAAAUCAGGAGGCAAGAUCAUUUAUAAUGGAAUGCUAGGCCAUCAUUCAAAUAGACUGAUUGAAUAUUUUCAGAGUAUACCGGGAGUUCCAAAGAUCAAGGACAAUUAUAAUCCUGCAACCUGGAUGUUGGAAGCUACUUUUGCAUCUGUAGAGUAUAUCUAA
Messenger RNA from Vicia faba (fava bean), 1227 nucleotides. The record is from the annotation of a GenBank genome assembly. Lineage: Eukaryota; Viridiplantae; Streptophyta; Magnoliopsida; Fabales; Fabaceae.